AUGACGAGGGAUGAUUGGCCGGCAAUAGCCGACCACUCCGGAGCGACAUUUCUUGUCUAUCUGGGCUCGGCCACCUGUGGCAUCAGUGCCGGUUUCUUCUGGAGUGUCGAAGGUGCUGUGGCAACGGGCUAUCCAGAACAACACAAACGGGGUCGAUAUAUUGCCACGUGGUUUACUUUUCGCAAUUUCGGCAAUAUCAUCGGAGGCGCCGCUGCGCUUGGAAUUAACCAUAAUGUCAACCAGCGUGGUCAGGUUGCUUACCAGAACUAUUUGGCAUUUAUCGCAGACCAGUGCCUCGGCCUGUUUAUUGGACUUCUCCUUUCGAAUCCCGAGAAGGUCCAGCGAGACGACGAUACCAAAAUCGAGGCGCCGCGCAACAUUCAUUGGCGAACAGAGGCCAAUGCCAUGUGGAAAUUGAUGCGGAGGAAGUCAAUCCUCCUACUCGUCCCUCUAUUCUGGUACUUUGGAUGGAUCCAAGCGUACCCUGGGACCUACUUCGCGACCUACCUCGCGACCUAUUUCACUGUGAGAGCACGGGCACUGGGCAGCUUCAUGUCUGCCGUAGUGGGCACGCUCGCAACCUGGCUCGGCGGCUCGCUAGUUGAUCUGACAUGGCACAAGAAUCGCAAAAUCCGAGCCAUAUUAACGUUUGUGCUGAUUGCUCUGCUGAAUACUACAACUUGGAUAUGGGCUGUUAUCAUUCAAGAUGAGUACCGACACACCAAACCAGUUCUAGAUUUGGAUAAUCAACGCACAUUCGGUCGUGGAUUUGGCGUUUACCUUUUCGAGCGCAUCAGUCUGGGCAUGGUGGAGAACUUCAUUUACUGGUGUAUUGGCAAUCUGACAGAUUCUCCGGGAGACCAGAUUGGAUGCAUUUCGCUGCUGCGAGGAAUCGAGACAGCUGGAGUUGCUGUUGUGCGGAAAUUCGGGAAGUUGAGAGCUGUGGAUGAGGACACUGUUGCGACAUGA
This is a messenger RNA of Penicillium argentinense, 969 nucleotides long. RefSeq lists its product as uncharacterized. Gene Ontology annotation, biological process: transmembrane transport. Bases 1 to 969 code for a protein of 322 amino acids. Lineage: Eukaryota; Fungi; Ascomycota; Eurotiomycetes; Eurotiales; Aspergillaceae. Gene Ontology annotation, molecular function: transmembrane transporter activity. The transcript is spliced from 3 exons. The record is from RefSeq and is a predicted model, not a curated record.